AUGGACGGGUAUGUCAUUUUGGGUCACGCGCCUGAGCUGUAUCGGAAAGUCAACGGCGCGGCCGUGCGAGUCCGUGCGAUCAGCUUCACGGGCUUGAGGGGCAUCCGUGGCACCUUUCCCGCUAGCUGGGGUCGGCUGGCGCAACUGGAAGAACUAGACCUGAGUGGAACGGGGAUGGGGGGUGAGAUCCCCGAUGAGUGGAACGGAAUGAGCAGCCUGAGGACUAUUGUCAUCAGCGACACGAAGGCCUGCAGCGGUCUUCCCAAUUGGAAGGAGAAGUCCAUGCCUCAGCUGGUGUCAGUGGACUUCAGCAACAACGGAAUGAGAGGCCCACUUUCCCGUAAUUUCGGGACCUUCAGUGGCCGCGACAUGACCCUGGACAUCUCGGGUAACUCGUUCUGUGGUUGCGUGCCGCCUACAUGGGCAAGCAGCGUUCUCAGGGAUGCCGCAGCUGCUGCCGACCCUGUCCUGUUGCAGCCGAAUUGCGGCUCCAUUAACGCCUGCAACAGGAAAAUUUACCGGUGCAUGUACAACGACGCGGCUGCACUUGCGACUGGCUCGCCGCUGCUGGUACUGUUUAUCACCGUGGCGAUCUCGUUUGCGCUGGUGUGCGCAUCGGCAGUGUGA
Trypanosoma grayi is the source of this 627-nucleotide messenger RNA. Its product is annotated as surface antigen like protein. The transcript has a single exon. The record is from RefSeq and is a predicted model, not a curated record. Gene Ontology annotation, cellular component: plasma membrane. The coding region runs from base 1 to 627 and encodes 208 amino acids. Gene Ontology annotation, molecular function: protein binding. NCBI's taxonomy places the organism in Eukaryota, Euglenozoa, Kinetoplastea, Trypanosomatida, Trypanosomatidae.